Microtus ochrogaster (prairie vole) is the source of this 3351-nucleotide messenger RNA. RefSeq names its product nuclear receptor coactivator 4 (gene Ncoa4). Gene Ontology annotation, biological process: response to hormone; intracellular iron ion homeostasis. The record is from RefSeq and is a predicted model, not a curated record. Gene Ontology annotation, molecular function: transcription coactivator activity. NCBI's taxonomy places the organism in Eukaryota, Metazoa, Chordata, Mammalia, Rodentia, Cricetidae.
CAUAUCGCGAGAACUCUGGGUGCCGGGGCCGGAUUCUUUCGUGGCUGGGUGUCUGGGUCGGUCCAAGGUGCGCUCGGGUCACCGGAAGAAGCCCUGCCAGCUGGAACAGUGAGCAGAAUGAAUACUUCCCUGGAACAGAGUGGCUGCCACAGUAAUAGAGAAACCCUUCUGAGGUGCAGCGAUGCACGGAGGGAGCUGGAGCUCGCUAUUGGUGGAGUACUCCGGGCUGAACAGCAAAUUAAAGAUAACUUACGAGAGGUCAAAGCUCAGAUCCACAGUUGCAUAAGUCGCCAUCUAGAGUGCCUCCGGAGCCGUGAGGUGUGGCUCAAUGAGCAGGUAGAUCUCAUCUAUCAGCUUAAAGAGGAGACACUACAGCAACAGGCUCAGCAGCUUUACUGGCUAAUGGGCCAGUUCAGUUGUCUUAUUCAUCAGCUGGAGUACACCCAGAGCAAAGAUCUCGCCAAUCAAGUCUCUCUGUGCCUGGAGAGACUGGGUAGUUUGACUCUUAAGCCUGAAGAUUCAACUGUCCUGCUCUUUGAAGCAGACACAUCUGCUCUGCGCCAGACCAUCACCACAUUUGGAUCCCUUAAGACAAUUCAAAUUCCUGAGCACCUGAUGGCUCAUGCCAGCUCUUCAAAUACUGGGCCUUUCCUAGAGAAAAGAGGCUAUAUCCAGGUGCCAGAGCAGAAGUCAGCGUCCAGCAGCACAGCUGCUUCUCUCAGUGAAUGGCUUCUUGUGAGCAAACCUGCUGUUAUUGGUCAUCAGGCUCCUUAUGUACCUAGUACCAACCCACAGGACUGGCUUACCCCAAAACAGACCUUGGAGAACAGUCAGACUUCUGCCAGAGCCUGUAGUUUCUUCAACAAUGCCUGGGGCAAUCUAAAGGGCUUAGAGAACUGGCUCCUCAACAGUCAUCAAGACAUUCCUGGAAAACCAAGUUCCUCAAAGUCUAACAGCCAUUGCAGCACCAGCUCUUUCUCAACUGAAGCUGAAAAGGUCCAAGAUAUAGAGCUCUUUGAUCAAGAAGAACUGGACCUGUCAGAUUGGCUGGUGACUCCCCAAGAACCCUGUGAACUGGAGAAGCCUGAGAACGGCAGCUGUGAAACCAGUGAGAAGUUUAACCUCUUAUUCCAGGUGUUCAAAGAGCCCUACAAUGUGAAUGAUUGGCUUGUCAAGCCUGACUCCUGUACCAACUGUCAGGGUAACCAGCCCAGAGGUGUGGAGAUUGAGAACCUGGGUAAUUUGAAAUGCCUGAAUGACCACUUGGAGGCCAAAAAACCACUUACGGUCCCCAGCAUAAACACCGAGGGUUGGCUUGUCCAGAACCAUCAGGACCCAUGUAGAGUAGAGGAAGUAUGCAAAGCCAACGAACCCUGCACAAGCUUUGCAGAGUGUGUGUGUGAUGACAACUGUGAGAAGGAAGCUGUGUAUAAAUGGCUUCUGAAGAACGAAGGAAAAGAUAAGAAUGGAAUGCCUGUGGACCCCAAAUCUGAGUCUGAGAAACGCAAAGAGUUCCUGAAUCUGUGGGUCUGCACUUCCAGAAAUGAGCUAAUAGAACAAGCUAAGGCACCCAAGGCAAUGGCUCCUGCUAGAAUUGCUGAUCCAUUCCAAGUCAUAAGGAACAGCUGCCUGUCAGAGUGGCUUAUUCGGCCCACAUGCAAAGGAAGAAACCCUAAGGAAGUGCCCAGUACUGAGGAGAGAGCUGGUAAAGAAAUGCUUAAAGGCCCUAUGACCACUUCCUGGCGUCCUUUUAAUACUGCUGACUGGGUCUUACCAGGAAAGAAAGUGGGAAACCUCAGCCAGUUCUCCUCUGGGGAAGAUAAGUGGCUACUUCGAAAGAAGGCCCAGGAAGUAUUUCUGAAUUCACCCCUACAAGAAGAACAUAACUUCCGUGGCCUCCCUGCAGUGUGUGAUCUUUUUGCCUGUAUGCAGCUUAAAGUUGAUAAAGACAAAUGGCUGUAUAGAACUCCUCUACAGAUGUGAAGCAAUGGACUACUAGAACUGAGCAGCUUUCCUGCAGAUCACCACAUCCUCGAGCUGAGCGACUAUGACCUGCCAAGCCGUUGUUUAUUCCAGGCCUGACUAGUCAGCUUCAUUCCUCUCCUGCUUAGUUUUGGACUAGUAAACAGAAAUCAUACAAUUAUGAGCUAGUGUGUGAAAGAGGCUUAAUGCUAAGGUAUUGCAGCUCCUUCUUGUGGAAGCACUACCAAACUGACUCCCUUACUAGAAACAGCAUUUCGGAACGUUGGCCUUUAGCAGCUUCAACGGCAAACACUAGUUUUAAAAGUGAAAUAUUUCUAUAUCAAGUGUGUUUAAUGUGUUCUAAAACUAGUAAACUUUCCUGACUUUUGAUUGCCUUUUAGCUGUUUCUCUUGCUAUGAACUUCUAGUGGUUUGAAAUUUUUCUGUUCAGUUGAUAUAUUAUAUAGAAUAUUUCACAGAAUUAAUCUUGCCAAUACAGUAUAUUUCCCUCUACUAAAUGUCUAUUAGUUACAUUGCAAUUUUUGAUAUUAAUCAGAUAUUUAGGCUACAUGUCAUUUCUAACAUUUUUCAUUCAAAAGAAAUUAAGCUACUGCAAUUGCUGCCUUUAUUCCUUUCCAAGUAUCUACUAAGCUCUUUAUUGCUUCAAGACCACUUUUAGGGCAGUCAGAGCCCCUGAAGUUCUCCAAACCUUGCUUUAAAGAGCCCCAGGCCAACAAAAACAGAAAGGCAAGAUGUGUUAGGAAUUCAGUACUGACCACCUGUCACCCUGUGUAAAUGGAAGCUGAGCUUGACACCUGGUGCUCUUAACUAGGGAUAAAGUCAAUGUCCGGUCACUUCAAGCACAGCAUCCUGAACCUCCAAAAGUACAAUGCAGUGACAUCUUGAUCAACAGGCUGUACUCAACACUUGUGCCUUGGAGUGUUUAUUGAAUCUUCAUAGAACUGACGUCCUUGAGUUAUGCUUACAUUUUAGAAAGUUUCUCUGUAGGAGAGUAGCAGGAUUUAUGUUUUACAAUUCUCCAGGAUAACUUUAAGCCUUUGAACUGCCUAUUGGAAGUACUUGUGGGAAAAUUUUACGGUCUCAUAGUGACAUUACCAUACAGCUCUGGAUCACAGCUGAAAAGAGCCUAUUUUUUUUAUGUCCCCCCAGAUACCACUGAGUAUUAUGAAGUUGGUGGGUAAAAACAAUUUAAAGAGCCUUCCCAACAUCUUAAGUUGCAGGGAACUUUGUAGUUUCUCUUUUGAGGUCUAACACACUGUAUUUUACAUUAUUAAAAUGUAAUUUAAGUUAAUCACUAUUCUAAUGAUACAUAAACCAUUCUUUUGCAUUGAUAAAUUUUAUAUCUCCAUUAAAAGCAUAAUGGCCACAU